GCAGUACAAAAAGAAGUAGCCGCGAACAUGGCGUCCUCUUACUAUCAAGAAAUGCAGGAGAAUUUCAGAAAUAACAACAAAAGCCGCGAGUUUCCCGCUCACAGCGCCAAAGUUCAUUCAGUCGCCUGGAGUUGCGAUGGAAAGCGACUGGCUUCGGGCUCGUUUGACAAGACAGCGAGUGUUUUUGUCCUCGAAAAAGACCGCCUGGUGAGGGAGAAUAACUACCGAGGUCAUGGAGACAGCGUUGACCAGCUGUGCUGGCAUCCAACCAACCCAGACCUGUUCGUUACUGCAUCAGGUGAUAAGACCAUACGGAUCUGGGAUGUGCGCACGACUAAAUGCAUGGCCACGGUCAGCACUAAAGGAGAGAACAUUAACAUAUGUUGGAGUCCUGAUGGUCAGACCAUAGCUGUUGGGAACAAGGAUGAUGUGGUUACUUUCAUUGAUGCCAAGACUCACCGUCCACGUGCUGAAGAACAGUUCAAGUUUGAGGUCAAUGAGAUUUCCUGGAACAAUGACAAUGAUAUGUUCUUUCUGACAAACGGCAAUGGCUGCAUCAACAUCUUGAGUUACCCCGACCUAAAGCUCAUUCAGUCAAUCAAUGCUCAUCCAUCCAACUGCAUCUGCAUCAAAUUUGAUCCCACCGGCAAGUACUUCGCUACUGGAAGUGCGGAUGCCCUCGUCAGUCUGUGGGAUGUUGAAGAGCUGGUGUGUGUUCGCUGUUUCUCAAGGCUAGACUGGCCGGUGCGAACCCUGAGUUUCAGUCAUGAUGGCAAAAUGUUGGCAUCAGCCUCUGAGGAUCACUUCAUUGACAUUGCUGAGGUGGAGACAGGAGAGAAGCUUUGGGAGGUCCAGUGUGAGUCUCCAACAUUCACUGUCGCCUGGCACCCAAAGAGGCCGUUGUUGGCGUAUGCAUGUGACGAUAAAGAAGGGAAGUAUGACAGUAAUCGGGAGGCAGGGACUGUCAAGCUUUUUGGACUUCCUAAUGACUCAUGAGGAGUAAUUUUAGUCAUGGACCUGACUGUUAACAACUACAUCAGCUGUAGUUAGCCAUACUGUAGUUAGGCUGCACCUCUCCACACACUGGCUUUGCUCUUUUAAUAAUGGAAGAGAUCAUCAUCCCUGCAAGUCCAUUGUGUGCUGGAAUUGUUUCCUACAUUUUGGGGGUUUUUAAGACUCCAGUUGCAUUCUUAUGUUGGUGCUUAAUUCUGUUACUGAGUACCAACAGAAUAGCAGUCUGGUGAAAGCUUAUUGGUUACUUACUAUGACUCUUACAAAGUGGAUCACCAUUUAAAUUUGUGUCAAUUUUAAAGCUGAAAACAUGAUGAAGCAAGGACUAUAAAGAGAAACAGCACUUACACAAAGUGUAAUCUAACAGUGGAUGUCAUUUGGAUCAAGCAGUUUGUAGAUAUUCUUAGCAUUUAUGUAGAGUUCCUAUUGCAGUGGUUCUCAACUCCAGUUCUGGGAUCAGUUUCAAGUUUUUCCUGCCUCAACACAUGAAAGGCUUGAUAAUUAGCUGUUGGGAUUAGUGUGCUGACGCAAGAAAUACUUGAAACUUUGCAGAGCAAUGGGAUCGCAGGACUGGAGCUGAACACCCCCGCUUUCAUCAGCUACUACUUAUUUGUGUCAUUUUUGGAUAUGGCCACCGGAGGGCACCAAGGAGCAUUUCAGUGCACUGUUAUCUGUUGUUCUUCAGUGUAGGCAUUCCCAAGUGUUUUUUCUUUUGUAUGGUGUUUUAUUAAAUAAACAAUGUUUUUUGUAAUAUCAAUAAUUUAUUUACCAUGUUUAGGCUGGCAGACCAUUGUGUGUAUCAGGUAGUGUAGGUUACUGAUCAGUCUGUUUCCCACAAACUCACUGAGAAGGGGAUCAAAUUGAGUAGUAUUCCUGUCGUGGUUUGCUGUGGACUAAAACAGGACGGAUAUCUUGGCCUAUUCUGCCUAAAUCAAUCACUGAAAUUUGAAAGUCAUUCAGAAUGGUUUGAUGUGAAAUGAGUCAUUGUAGAGGAACUUGUCAAUAGUGGUGCCGACUAUCAAACACAAAUGUAGCUGUUUUAUUUGCUAUAGAAGUGAGCAGUGAACCUAUGUGAAUGUGUCUUCUGAGUUUUAUAUGUAAUGUUAAUGGUAAAUCUGAAAAAAGUUUUCUCUGGGUGCUGUUAUGUCUCCACCAUGAAUUUAAAAAAAAAAAGUCAAAAUUAUCGUAAAACAAUGUCUCAAACAUCAGAAAUUUCAUAAU
This is a messenger RNA of Pygocentrus nattereri (red-bellied piranha), 2232 nucleotides long. It is a transcript of the gene thoc3, whose product is annotated as THO complex 3. NCBI's taxonomy places the organism in Eukaryota, Metazoa, Chordata, Actinopteri, Characiformes, Serrasalmidae. Gene Ontology annotation, molecular function: protein binding. The transcript is spliced from 6 exons. Bases 28 to 996 code for a protein of 322 amino acids. Gene Ontology annotation, cellular component: THO complex part of transcription export complex. Gene Ontology annotation, biological process: mRNA export from nucleus. The record is from RefSeq and is a predicted model, not a curated record.